AUGUUCUAUUCAACAUUCCAGAGCCUCGGAUUAUCUCCCGCUCAACUUCGGACAGCGUCUACUCCCCUCAUCAGUUUUACUGGAGCCCCGGUUUGGCCACUCGACUUGAUCUCUCUCCCCGUGCGGGCUGGAUCACGGGUUCUUGAGAUAGAGUUUGUGGUGGUCGCUUCUCCCAGCCCAUACAACGUAAUACUCGACCGAACCUGGCUGCAUGAGAUGAAGGCAGUCGCCUCCACCUUUCACCAGGUGAGCUGUAUGGAAGUACAAUGCGUGGCAGCCACUCCCGUUCCAGUAAUUGAAGAUGUUGGUGUGCCAGCCGAGCAAAGGUCAUCCGAGGAGUUAAUACGAUUUUUAAUCCCCGAGGGAGAAGGAAGAUAUUUUUUAAUUGGGAGUUCUUUGAGCGAAGCCGAACGCAAGGAGAUGUGUGACUUCCUGAUGCGAAACAUAAAAGUAUUUGCUUGGACUCCGCAGGAAAUGCCUGGUGUGGAUCCCACGUUCGCCGUACACGCAUUGAAUGUUGAUCCAAGUAGGCGGCCGGUGGUGUAG
Molecule: messenger RNA, 546 nt
Organism: Rhododendron vialii
Lineage: Eukaryota; Viridiplantae; Streptophyta; Magnoliopsida; Ericales; Ericaceae
Exons: 2
Coding region: 1-546 (181 amino acids)
Source: RefSeq, a predicted model, not a curated record